AUGCGCAUAGCGGCACUGAUUGCACUCGUGCAGCUGUCGCUCGCUACAGCUGUUUCAGAUGAACAAACGCUCACAGCGGCUGAGCUGAACCACGAAUUGUCCGGGGACAAUGUGCUCUCACCUUUCUACGAAAGCAGUGAGGAUGCUGGGGUCACCUUUAUAAGAGGGUCAAGGGCAGCUGACUCGCCCUUGUCGCCUGAUAUCGACGUGCAAUGCUCUGGCGACUAUAUCGACGUCACUGUUGAAUUCGCCGACAUUUUCGAUGGCAUCAUUUACAGUAAGGGUUACUUAAAUGACCCGAACUGCAAAUAUGUGUCAUUGGGCAACAGUCAGUCUCGGUACUCGUUCAGAGUGCCACUGAAUGGCUGUGGCUCCCGUCCUCUCUGCAAUGCAUGUGGUACCAUCGACAAUGUGCUGGUAUUCCAAGCUGACGACCUGUUACAAGGACCUCAGGAUUUCGCUCGCAAGGUGUCAUGUGCCCGCACUUCGCUGGAAGUGUCGACUGGAGUUGUCACGUCCAGAGAAGAGCACACUCUUAAGCUAAAACCUUUCAUGGUUGAUAUGCUUGAUGUAGUUGCUGUCGAAGGACCUGCUGGAGGAGUCGAAUGCUGGAUGGACAUCCAAAAAGGAGUCUUUCCUAAUACCACUCCACUAAAGGACUCGAUCAAGAUUGGAGAAUACUUGACAAUCCUUGUGUACCUCAAGGAUGUAAGGAAUCAAUUCAGCCUUAAAAUACACGAUUGUUGGGCUUAUGACAGCGACAGCUACGAUGGUCCUCGUACCAACAAGAUUCAACUGACUGACAAAAACGGAUGCCCCAAGAAGAGGAAGCUGAUUGAUCUCUGGCAAAAGACUACGAACACAGGCAAGAGCGGUGCCACAUUAAUUGCUUACAGCAAAGUGAGCGCUUUCCGAUUCCCUGAAACCGAUCAAGUUUACUUAACUUGUAACGUCGAGUUAUGCACAAACAACUGCGACUCAAACUGCGAUGGAGUCAUCACGGAAAUUUCUACAACGAUCAGACCAUCACAAUGUUACCCUGGAUCACGUGAUCCUGGAUGUCAACGUAUCACAGUUGAACCACAAUUAAAGUGUUACCCUGGCUCACUUGAUCCCAGAUGUCCUCAACAGCCAACACCAACGACACCAAACUGUUAUCCAGGCAGCACCGACCCACGGUGCCCAUCACCUACAACUGUUAAACCAGUUUGUUACCCAGGCUCACCUGAUCCUAGAUGCCCACAACCUCCAAAGCCGACUACACGUAAUCCCCCUACUUAUUUGCCUCCGACAACUCCAGAGCCACCACGCUGCUUCCCUGGUUCAACUGACCCUAGAUGCCCGAAACCGACAACUCCUGAGCCACCACGAUGUUUCCCUGGCUCUACUGACCCAAGGUGUCCCAAACCAACGACUCCUGAGCCACCACGCUGUUUCCCAGGCUCAAUUGAUCCAAGGUGCCCCAAACCAACGACUCCUGAGCCACCACGCUGCUUCCCUGGCUCUAAUGACCCCAGAUGCCCCAAACCAACGACUCCUGAACCUCCACGCUGCUUCCCUGGCUCCACUGACCCAAGAUGCCCCAAACCAACGACUCCUGAGCCACCACGCUGCUUCCCUGGCUCUAACGACCCCAGAUGCCCCAAACCAACGACUCCUGAGCCACCACGCUGCUUCCCUGGCUCUAACGACCCCAGAUGCCCCAAACCAACGACUCCUGAGCCUCCACGCUGCUUCCCUGGCUCCACUGACCCAAGGUGCCCCAAACCAACGACGCCUGAGCCACCACGCUGUUUCCCUGGCUCAGCUGACCCCAGAUGUCCCAAGCCAACGACCCCUGAACCUCCUCGAUGCUACCCGGGUUCACCUGAUCCUAGAUGUCCACAGCCUCCUCGACCUACAACUUUAACGCCACCUACAUAUUUACCACCAGUAACGCCUGAAUUUAAAUGCUAUCCAGGUUCAUCGGACCCAAGGUGUCCACAACCAACUACCCCAGCUCCUCCAAGAUGUUUCCCUGGCAGUACAGAUCCCAGAUGCCCGAAACCAACAACACCAGCACCUCCUAACUGUUACCCUGGAAACACGGACCCGCGUUGUCCCAAACCAACAACUCCUGAGCCUCCACGCUGCUUCCCAGGCUCAACUGAUCCAAGAUGUCCCAAACCAACGACUCCUGAGCCACCACGCUGCUUCCCAGGUUCAACAGAUCCUAGGUGCCCUAAACCAACAACCCCAGCACCUCCAAACUGUUACCCCGGAAACACUGACCCGCGUUGUCCCAAACCAACGACACCUGCUCCACCAAGGUGCUUCCCUGGCUCAACUGACCCAAGAUGUCCAAAACCAACGACUCCUGAGCCACCACGCUGCUUCCCAGGUUCAACAGAUCCUAGGUGCCCUAAACCAACAACCCCAGCACCUCCAAACUGUUAUCCUGGAAACACUGAUCCGCGUUGUCCCAAACCAACGACUCCUGCACCUCCCAGAUGCUUCCCAGGUAGCACUGACCCAAGAUGCCCAAGGCCUACGACUCCGGAACCACCGCGGUGCUUCCCAGGAUCAACUGAUCCCAGAUGCCCCAAACCUACUACACCAGCACCUCCGAAUUGUUACCCUGGAAACAAUGACCCCCGUUGUCCUAAACCAACGACUCCUGAGCCACCACGCUGCUUCCCAGGAUCAACUGAUCCUAGGUGUCCUAAACCAACAACGCCAGCACCACCAAACUGUUACCCCGGAAACACUGACCCACGUUGUCCCAAACCAACAACACCAGCUCCACCAAGAUGCUUCCCAGGUAGCACCGACCCAAGAUGCCCCAAACCAACUACUCCAACACCACCUAAACCAGUCUGCUACCCAGGUUCUCCGGACCCUAAGUGUCCCCAACCUCCACGACCAACAACCUUAACUCCUCCCACUUAUUUACCACCAGUAACACCAGCACUCAAAUGCUUCCCUGGUUCUACUGAUCCCAGAUGCCCCAAACCCACAACUCCUGCCCCUCCUAAUUGUUAUCCUGGUAAUACAGACCCCAGGUGCCCGAAACCUACUACACCAGCACCUCCUAACUGUUACCCAGGAAACACUGAUCCUCGUUGUCCUAAACCAACGACGCCUGCUCCACCAAGGUGUUACCCAGGCUCCACUGACCCCAGAUGUCCAAAACCAACAACUCCUGAGCCACCACGCUGCUUCCCUGGCUCAACUGACCCUAGGUGUCCAAAGCCAACGACUCCUGCUCCACCACGCUGCUUCCCAGGUUCAAAUGACCCCAGAUGCCCCAAGCCAACCACUCCUGAACCUCCGCGAUGCUACCCAGGUUCGCCCGAUCCCAGAUGUCCACAGCCACCACGACCUACAACUUUAACACCUCCAACAUAUUUGCCACCAGUUACCCCGGAAUUUAAAUGUUAUCCAGGUUCAACAGACCUUAGAUGUCCGCAACCGACAACACCCGCUCCUCCAAAAUGUUUCCCUGGAAGUACAGACCCGCGUUGUCCUAAACCAACGACACCUGCUCCACCAAGGUGCUUCCCAGGCAGUACCGACCCCAGGUGUCCUAAGCCGACGACUCCUGAGCCACCUCGCUGUUUCCCAGGAUCAACUGAUCCCAGAUGCCCCAAACCCACGACCCCAGCACCUCCAAAUUGUUACCCUGGAAACAAUGACCCCCGUUGUCCUAAACCUACGACUCCUGCCCCACCAAGGUGUUUCCCUGGUUCAACUGACCCAAGAUGUCCGAAACCAACGACUCCUGAACCACCACGCUGCUUCCCAGGUUCUACUGAUCCUAGGUGUCCUAAACCAACAACGCCAGCACCACCAAACUGUUACCCCGGAAAUACUGACCCGCGUUGCCCUAAACCAACAACACCAGCUCCACCCAGAUGCUUCCCAGGUAGCACCGACCCAAGAUGCCCCAAACCAACUACUCCAACACCACCCAAACCAGUCUGCUACCCAGGUUCUCCGGACCCUAAGUGUCCCCAACCUCCACGACCAACAACCUUAACUCCUCCCACUUAUUUACCACCAGUAACACCAGCACUCAAAUGCUUCCCUGGUUCUACUGAUCCCAGAUGCCCCAAACCCACAACACCUGCCCCUCCUAAUUGUUAUCCUGGUAAUACAGACCCCAGGUGCCCGAAACCUACUACACCAGCACCUCCUAACUGUUACCCAGGAAACACUGAUCCUCGUUGUCCUAAACCAACGACGCCUGCUCCACCAAGGUGUUACCCAGGUUCCACUGACCCCAGAUGUCCAAAGCCAACAACUCCUGAGCCACCACGCUGCUUCCCUGGCUCAACUGACCCUAGGUGUCCAAAGCCAACGACUCCUGCUCCACCACGCUGCUUCCCAGGUAGCACUGACCCAAGAUGCCCCAAACCAACGACUCCUGAACCACCACGCUGCUUCCCAGGUUCCACUGAUCCUAGGUGUCCUAAACCAACGACCCCAGCACCACCAAACUGUUACCCUGGAAAUACUGACCCACGUUGCCCUAAACCAACAACACCAGCUCCACCCAGAUGCUUCCCAGGUAGCACCGACCCAAGAUGCCCCAAACCAACUACACCCAAACCAGUCUGCUACCCAGGUUCUCCGGAUCCUAAAUGUCCCCAACCUCCACGUCCAACAACUUUAACUCCUCCCACUUAUUUGCCACCAGUGACACCGGCACUCAAAUGCUUCCCCGGUUCAACUGACCCAAGAUGCCCGAAGCCGACAACUCCUGAGCCACCACGCUGUUUCCCUGGCUCUACUGACCCAAGGUGUCCCAAACCAACGACUCCUGAGCCACCACGCUGCUUCCCAGGUUCCACUGACCCAAGAUGCCCCAAACCAACAACUCCUGAGCCACCACGCUGCUUCCCUGGCUCUAAUGACCCCAGAUGCCCCAAACCAACGACUCCUGAACCUCCACGCUGCUUCCCUGGCUCCACUGACCCAAGAUGCCCCAAACCAACGACUCCUGAGCCACCACGCUGCUUCCCUGGCUCUACUGACCCAAGAUGCCCCAAACCAACGACUCCUGAGCCACCACGCUGUUUCCCAGGCUCAAUUGAUCCAAGGUGCCCCAAACCAACGACUCCUGAGCCACCACGCUGCUUCCCUGGCUCUAACGACCCCAGAUGCCCCAAACCAACGACUCCUGAGCCACCCCGCUGCUUCCCUGGCUCUAACGACCCCAGAUGCCCCAAACCAACGACUCCUGAGCCUCCACGCUGCUUCCCUGGCUCAAGUGACCCUAGAUGUCCCAAACCAACAACACCUGAACCACCACGUUGCUUCCCUGGAUCAAGUGACCCUAGGUGCCCCAAGCCAACGACCCCUGAACCUCCUCGAUGCUACCCAGGUUCACCUGAUCCUAGAUGUCCACAGCCACCACGACCGACAACAUUAACACCUCCAACAUAUUUACCACCGGUAACGCCUGGAUUUAAAUGCUAUCCAGGUUCAACUGACCCUAGGUGUCCACAACCGACCACCCAACCUCCUCCGAGAUGUUUCCCCGGUAGCACAGAUCCUAGAUGCCCUAAACCUACAACACCAGCACCUCCUAACUGUUACCCUGGUAACACUGACCCACGUUGCCCUAAGCCAACAACACCCGCUCCACCAAAUUGCUUCCCCGGAAGCCAAGAUCCUCGUUGCCCUAAACCAACAACUCCAGCACCUCCCAGAUGUUUCCCAGGUAGCACUGACCCCAGGUGUCCCAAGCCUACGACUCCUGAGCCACCACGUUGCUACCCUGGAUCGACUGACCCCAGAUGUCCCAAGCCAACGACUCCUGAGCCACCGCGUUGCUAUCCCGGAUCGACUGACCCCAGAUGUCCCAAGCCUACGACCCCUGAGCCACCACGUUGCUACCCUGGAUCGACUGACCCCAGAUGUCCCAAGCCAACGACUCCUGAGCCACCGCGUUGCUAUCCCGGAUCGACUGACCCCAGAUGUCCCAAGCCUACGACCCCUGAGCCUCCACGUUGCUAUCCCGGAUCGACUGACCCCAGAUGUCCUAAGCCAACAACUCCUGCGCCACCACGUUGCUACCCUGGAUCAACUGAUCCAAGGUGUCCCAAACCGGAGCCUUCAACCCCCAGCUCUUGUUAUCCAGGAUCUAGGGAUCCAAAGUGCCCACAGCCGUUUGCUCCAGCUAGCACUAACCCACCUUCAACUUAUUUGCCUCCAUUCCCAGAAGAAAAUGAAAUCAAGUCUUCUAGGAUCAGCAGAUUAGCACCAAAGGACAUUGAUGAAGACAAGUUCAACGAUUAUAUAGAUUCGUUCGAUUCCAAGCGAACAGAACCAAGGUCAAGAAAAGUUCGUGACAUAAGUGGUAGCAGCGAAAGUGCAACGUUUGCAACAAGUGGCACUGCCAUCAUAUACAUUGCCAUGGGAUCAGCUGUAAUCAUGAUUAUGUCAAUCACACUUGCCAUUUAUAUGUACAAAAAUAACAAAAACAAUAAACUAAGAACUGCGUUUGUAAAUUCAACUGCGCAAAGCCCUUGUUGA
Messenger RNA from Spodoptera littoralis (African cotton leafworm), 6519 nucleotides. NCBI's taxonomy places the organism in Eukaryota, Metazoa, Arthropoda, Insecta, Lepidoptera, Noctuidae. The record is from the annotation of a GenBank genome assembly.